AUGAGCGAUGGUCCUGUCGUCAGUGGUCAACUAAAGAAAUUUGUAUUUCGUGGAAAAUCCCUCAACAACGGGGACACUCGAGGUGAUUAUUUGGAAAUAGUAAUACCCGAACUGUUAUCUGCGGGCUAUUCAUUCUACACGUGGCCGUCUGCUCCGCUAUUAGCUUGGUACCUGUGGAGUCAGCGAAAAAAUCUACGUGGACUACGAAUAUUGGAACUUGGUUGCGGAACUGGACUGCCCGGUAUUUUAGCUGCAAAGUGUGGUGCUCACGUGACUCUCACAGACAGCGUUGCUCUCCCGCGAUCGCUGCAUCACUUAUCGGGUUGCUGUGAAGCAAAUGGUCUUAUUCCAGGUCGUGAUGUUCAAAUAUUAGGGCUAGCUUGGGGACUAUUUUUAGCUGAUGUGCACAACUUACGUCCAGUAGACUUAAUAUUAGCUUCAGACUGUUUUUACGAACCCUCACAAUUUGAAGAGGUAUUAUCUACCGUUGCCUUUUUGCUUGACGGUACUGACUCUAGAUUUUUGUGUGCUUACCAGGAGCGGAGCACGGACUGGUCCAUUGAGGCUCUUCUGCAGAAGUGGGGCUUAAAAGGCGCAUUACUCGACUUGGAUUCCUUAAGUGAAAGUUCUGGUAUAGAUUAUAGAGCACUAGUUGAGGCACUACCUGAAUAUCCUGACUCUGAUUUCUCGGAAGAUGAUCAGUCUCCCUUAGAAGUUUCAUUUAAUAAAGCAUCUGAUCAUGUAAGAAAAAUUACUACUAAACUAAAUAACAAUCAACUAUUAGAAUUAUAUGGUUUAUAUAAGCAAAGUACCGAGGGUAAAUGCAACAUACCAAGGCCAGGAUGGUUAGAUGGAAAGGGCCGCAAAAAAUGGGAAGCAUGGAGAUCCCUUGUUGAUAUGCCUAGUGAUGAAGCAAAGCAAAAAUAUAUUGACUUGGUGCAAAAGUAUGAUCCUGAAUGUGAACUAGUGGAAGAAGCUGUGCCUAAGCAGCAGUGGGUAGCUGUAUCAUCUUUGCAACGUUCACCUGAACCAGACCUAUCACAUGAUGAGUUAUCUCUACUUGAUGCAGCUAGAGAAAACAUGGGGGAAUUAGUGUCAAAGUUAAUUUCAAAGAAUCCUGCUAUCAAGGCUCAAAGAGAUAAAGAUGGUCUUACUGCUUUGCACUGGGCAGCGGAUAGAAAUGCAACAUCAGCAUUAGAAGCUGCUAUUCAAUCAGGUUGUGACAUAAAUGCAAUGGACAAUUCUGGACAAACAGCAUUACAUUAUGCAGCAUCAUGUGGGCAUGUAAAUUCCACACAAAUUUUAAUUAAAGCAGGAGCAAAACUAUUUAAAGAUGAGGAUGACUGUUCACCAUUAGACUUAGCAGCUGAUGAGGAAAUCAGGAAUAUUCUAAGUGCUUAG
Molecule: messenger RNA, 1401 nt
Organism: Pieris macdunnoughi
Lineage: Eukaryota; Metazoa; Arthropoda; Insecta; Lepidoptera; Pieridae
Source: the annotation of a GenBank genome assembly